AAAAAGGGAAAGUAGAAGAUGCUUAUUUUCUUCCUGCUCGUUGUUGAUGGUGAACGGUGACAAACAGUAGCUGCAACAGCUUUAGCCAUUGUUAUUUUUGCUUACUUUAAUUCAAAAUUUAUUUCUGUAUUAUUACCAAAUUAUUCAAAUUUCGAGUUCUUUGGAGUUGUUGAUAGUUGGAAUUUCGUUUGAGAAUUUGGGAAGAAAUGUCAAGGUUUCGCGGGUUGUGGCAAGCUUCUCUGAAUGCAACCAAGAAAGCUCUGACAUGGAAUGUUGAAGAUUGGAUUCCUCCGACUGAAAAAUACAUAUUCAAUUUCAGUUCAAAAGAGGAGCUCAAGAAAUGGCACCUUUAUUCUGAUUCUGAGUUUGGAGGGUUGUCGUCGGCUUCAUUGGAGAUCAAAGAUGAAGGAAAUACAUCGAACGGAGUGUUUUCCGGGAACCUUUCCCUGGAUGUAAAUGAAGGUUCAAAAUGGAACAUAACUAGGAGCGGCUUCUGUGGAAUGCGGUCCAAGAAGUUUGACGGCUUCAUCGAUUUGGAUGCAUAUGAUACAAUAGCACUAAAGCUCAAAGGAGAUGGGAGAAGUUACAUAUCUACUAUUUAUACAGAGAAUUGGGUGAAUUCACCUGGACAGCUAGAAGAUAAUUCAUGGCAAUCUUUUGUUUUUGUACCCAAAGACAACUGGUAUAUUGCAAAGAUUCCUCUUGCUCAUUAUUUGCCAACGUGGAGAGGAAAUGUUAUAGAUGCAAAGUUGGAGAUGAAUCCAUCCCGUAUCCUUGGGAUGUCUCUAUCAGUUAAUGCUGAAGGUGGUGUUCCAGGUGCUAAGUCUGGGCCAGGUGAUUUCAGAGUGGAAAUUGAUUGGAUUAAAGCCCUGCGGACAGAAUGACUGAUGCUCUAGCAAACUGGAUAAUCGAGGUCUUCAAUUUGGUAUUGUAACAGUUUGUUUUAUAAUGUGCUGUUAAAAAUGUUUUUUGGUAUAUAUAAGCGUAUCAUUCCCGACCAUUGCAGUUAUUUUUCUAGCUUUUUCCUUCACUAAGGUAUUUCCCACCUGCGUUGUGCCUCCAGAGAUUAUAAAUUUCUUUCUUUAG
Messenger RNA from Theobroma cacao (cacao), 1086 nucleotides. Its product is annotated as putative complex I intermediate-associated protein 30. Lineage: Eukaryota; Viridiplantae; Streptophyta; Magnoliopsida; Malvales; Malvaceae. The record is from RefSeq and is a predicted model, not a curated record. Gene Ontology annotation, cellular component: mitochondrion. Gene Ontology annotation, biological process: mitochondrial electron transport, NADH to ubiquinone; mitochondrial respiratory chain complex I assembly.